Messenger RNA from Capsicum annuum, 1362 nucleotides. Its product is annotated as abscisic acid receptor PYL9. Gene Ontology annotation, cellular component: cytoplasm; nucleus. Gene Ontology annotation, molecular function: abscisic acid binding; protein phosphatase inhibitor activity; signaling receptor activity. Gene Ontology annotation, biological process: abscisic acid-activated signaling pathway. The record is from RefSeq and is a predicted model, not a curated record. The transcript has 4 exons. Lineage: Eukaryota; Viridiplantae; Streptophyta; Magnoliopsida; Solanales; Solanaceae. The coding region runs from base 65 to 763 and encodes 232 amino acids.
AAAAUAUUAAAAAUAAAAGCUAACCGAGAGAGUAGUUUGCACCAAAUAGUGAAGGGACCCUCAAAUGCCCACUUGCUCUAUUAUUUUUCCAUUAAAAAUGGAGCAAGUUUUGGACCGUUCAGCCAUCAGAAGUUCCAAUAGGCACUGUCCUUUUGACUCUUCUGAUUCACACUUGCCCUUUGCCAAAGCCCCACCAUUGAAGAUCAUGAACAUUGAAAGAAGAAGCAAUAUGGAAGAUGAGUACAUUAGGACACACCAUAGGCAUAUGGUCAAAGACAAUCAGUGUAGCUCUUCACUUGUUAAACUCAUUAAAGCUCCUGUUAAUCUUGUAUGGUCAUUGGUGAGAAGGUUUGAUCAACCACAAAGGUACAAACCAUUCGUCAGCAGGUGUGUCGUGCAAGGGGACCUUGAAAUUGGGAGUGUGAGAGAAGUGAAUGUUAGGUCGGGUCUCCCAGCUACCACCAGCAAAGAGAGGUUAGAGCUUCUAGAUGAUGAGGAGCACAUCUUUGCCGUAAAGAUUGUUGGUGGAGAUCACAGGCUUAGGAACUACUCAUCUAUUAUCACUGUUCAUCCUGAGGUCAUUGAUGGGAGACCUGGAACAAUUGUAAUCGAGUCAUUUGUAGUUGAUGUACCAGAUGGGAAUACUCAGGAUGAAACUUGCUUCUUUGUGGAGGCCCUCAUCCGGUGUAAUCUCAAAUCACUAGCUGAUGUGUCAGAGCGAUUGGCGUUGCAGGGCCAUACUGAGCCUAUUGACCCAAUAUAGCUUCACAGUUUUUGCAAAUGCAGCAGCAUGGUGUGUUUUUGCUGCUGGGGCAUAGAUAGAUUUUGAUUAGAAGGUCACCUCUGGUCAUUACAUAAAACCAGAUUAUUCUUGCAAUGGCGAUUUCUCAUAGUGAAGAACCAGAACUGAUUCUGGCAGCGCAAAUUAUCGAGCCUUGGUUGUAAAUAUAUGCUACUGGAUGAGCUUGUGUUGUCAUAAGAAUCAUAUGCUACUCUGCUGUGGCAAAGGCACGCGCUAUACACUUAAAGCUUUUAGAGGCUGGUGUGCUAAUAGUAUUCACUAGACUGUAACUGGGCCUUGUUCUUUUAUUUUUACUUAUAUAAGAAAAGAGCUCCUUGUUGUAUCUUUCACCCCUUGCUCUAUGUUGUAUAUGAUAUCCUGGUGCAUUAUUUGUUCCCAAGAACAUGUGGAUUCCCAAAGCGAUUUGUCUUUUCCCUUCCUCAUCCCUCCCCAGACCACUAGUGGGAUUACACUGGAUGUGUUGUUAUUAUUGUAUCUUUUCAUCCCGUAAAUAUAUGAAUGUGAAGGGGGACUUGCAAGAGCCAAGAAUAUCAAGAAAGAUGACCUACCUCUUUUCUUUG